AGAAAUACGAGACAAAUAUGUACGAUAGUGGCAACAGUGGCAGCAGCGGCCGCAAUUGCAGCAUUUGCUUACUAUUAUUAUAAGGAGGGAAAAUGUCCAUUUGCGAAAUUUUUCCGUGAGCCGCCCCCUCCUGAACGUGUAAGUGUUCCUUUUUUAAUCUACAGCUUCUUUACUUUGCCGCUUCGUGCGCUUAAUUUGCUUCCUCGAAACGCCCGAACAAACAGGACGGGCAGAGUGAGAAUUCGAAAAACCAGCCAGAUGCGGGAGCUAGAAGUGAAAAUGAGUCAGAAUCAGGAAAAUCCGGGUCAGAUUCAAGAAAGACUGAGUCGCAUUCAAGAAAGACUGAGUCGGAUUCAGGAAAAACUGAGUCAGAAUCAGGAAAAAGUGGAUCAGAUUCAAGAAAUGUGA
This is a messenger RNA of Gongylonema pulchrum, 408 nucleotides long. The record is from the annotation of a GenBank genome assembly. Lineage: Eukaryota; Metazoa; Nematoda; Chromadorea; Rhabditida; Gongylonematidae.